Molecule: messenger RNA, 357 nt
Organism: Physcomitrium patens
Lineage: Eukaryota; Viridiplantae; Streptophyta; Bryopsida; Funariales; Funariaceae
Source: the annotation of a RefSeq genome assembly
AUGAAAUCUGACAAAUCAAAUUUAGAAGUACGAGCUUUGGCUAAACAUAUACGUAUGUCUGCUCAUAAAGCGCGCAGAGUAGUUAAUCAAAUUCGCGGUCGUUCGUAUGAACAAGCACUUAUGAUAUUAGAAUUUAUGCCAUAUCGAGCAUGUUAUCCUAUAUUACAAUUAGUUUCUUCAGCAGCAGCAAAUGCAAAUCACAAUUUAAAUCUAAAUAGAGCGAAUUUAAUUAUAAGUGAAGCAAAAGUAGAUGAAGGCCCUGUUUUAAAAAGAUUUCAACCUAGAGCUCAAGGACGGGGAUAUCCUAUACAUAAACCUACUUGUCAUAUAACAAUUACCGUAAAAAACAAAAAUUAA